AUGGCGCCAGCUCCGUUUACUCCGAUCUUCCCACCUGCCGAAAAGCCGCUCCGGCAGCGGCGCCCAGACCACUUGAUAAACUCAUUCUCCCUCCCCACGCUGAUGACCCUGGGUGCCGCCGUGCAAAGCCUCCUAUUUCUCGUCCUCCCAGCCCGCUACGCCUCCCUCCCAGCCGCCCUCAUCCUCCUGCGCGCUGCCGUCAUAACCAUCCGCCAACUGACAUCCCUGGACCACUACAUCACCCAACAACGCGGCGUGAUCCCAGGACGCACCUCCGCCCAACUACCCCAAGCUAGUUACGACCCGCUCCGCACCAACGAAAAAUCCUCCUCCAUCUUCGGUUCGACCCCGGCAGGUGAGAACGUCGUAGUCUUCCUCAUCGGCGCCCGCCUGAACCACCCGCUCGGCCCCUUCUCGCCCGCGGCUAAGGGCCUAGAUGAGCAGGGGAUGGCAUGCAACCAAGACAUCCUAGACCGAGCGAAAGAACUCGGCUGUCUGGGCAUGACGACCUGCAAGGGCAACGAGGCAUCCUCACACAACAUGUUCCUGUCGGUGUUUUACUUCCGCGAUCUCGAGGGGCUGAAUCGCUUCGCGCAUGAUCCUAUCCAUCGCCGGGCGUGGGAGUGGUAUGAGAAGGAGUGCACGGCCAAGGGAUAUAAGCAUAUCGGUGUCUUUCACGAGGCGUUUUGCGUGCCCAAAGGUGCUUACGAGUCCAUCUACCUUAACAUGCAGCCGACGCUGAUGGGGACGGGGAACGCGGCGAUCCGGAAUGAGGCGACGGGGACGGAUGAGUGGGUGCGCACUCUGGUGGACGCGUCGGGCCGAGGUUGGCGCAGUCAACAUUCGCGGUUGGGCAGGGAGGUCAAGAAGCAGGCUGAGGAGAAGUAA
Molecule: messenger RNA, 888 nt
Organism: Dichotomopilus funicola
Lineage: Eukaryota; Fungi; Ascomycota; Sordariomycetes; Sordariales; Chaetomiaceae
Exons: 2
Coding region: 1-888 (295 amino acids)
Source: RefSeq, a predicted model, not a curated record